AUGAUAUACCAUAUAAAAAGUAUGUAUGUAUUAAAUAUAUUGACUUUUGUAUUUUUUCUCUUAAAAAUUAACUAAUUAAUUAUAGUAUAAUUAAAAAUCUUCAAUUCAAAAAAUAUUAAUAUAUUUUCAGGGCAAUAUUAAUUUGUACAUAAUAUAAAUGAAUAAAAUUUCAGUAAGUAUGAUUAAAAUACUCUUAAUUUAUUAAAAUUAAUCUAUUAAAUAACUUAAUUAAAUAAAAUGUUUUUUUAUCUUUUAUUUUUUGUUAUUACUAGACUAAAUAAGAAUAAGCUCAUAUUAAUUGGUCUUUUUUUUGUUUAAUCUUUCUCUACUUUACAAUAUCUGCAAUUAGGAGGAUACUCAUAAGUAAACAUAUCGAGCCUUGCAUAGAUGAAAAUGCAAAUGGUAUUGAGUUAUCAAUAUUCCAAAUAUCUGUUUUCCUUAAAAUUAAUGAGCGAAAAUAAAAAACCUACUACUGUUCCAGCGACAAAAAUAUCUCCACAAGACUUAAAGUUCUCAUAGGCAAAAAACGAACCAGUCAUUAAUCCUAAAAUUACAUUUAAUAUUAGCCAAAUUUUGACAAAGACAUUUUAUGAGUAAUAGCUCAUCUUAUUGCACUAAUUAUUUUUAUAUUCUAUACAAUGA
Molecule: messenger RNA, 642 nt
Organism: Tetrahymena thermophila SB210
Lineage: Eukaryota; Ciliophora; Oligohymenophorea; Hymenostomatida; Tetrahymenidae
Product: transmembrane protein, putative
Exons: 2
Source: RefSeq, a predicted model, not a curated record